This is a messenger RNA of Rhopilema esculentum, 4767 nucleotides long. RefSeq lists its product as uncharacterized. The record is from RefSeq and is a predicted model, not a curated record. Gene Ontology annotation, molecular function: SUMO-specific endopeptidase activity. Gene Ontology annotation, cellular component: nucleus; cytoplasm. NCBI's taxonomy places the organism in Eukaryota, Metazoa, Cnidaria, Scyphozoa, Rhizostomeae, Rhizostomatidae. Gene Ontology annotation, biological process: protein desumoylation; proteolysis.
CGAGGCUAUCGGUUCAUGGCAAUCUUGAAGAUUACAACCUGGACGGCGAUUUCGUUCGGAUUUGACUGUAAGGAUUUCACAUCAAUCAAAUAAAAGCGAACGAAAGUCAAGCGCAAGCUUCAAUUUCUAUGCAAAUAUCAAUGAACGUAUUGUGAUAUUUUUUGCGAUGAGCUUGUGGCUGCCAUAUGAAGAAAGUUUGGAAUAAAACAACAGCGGAAUGUAGGCCGAAUAUUUUGUCAAUUUUUCGUAUCUACUGUGGAUCCCAGUAUUUAAAUAAGACAUCUGUACUUGUACCCACCAGGAUAUCCUCUUGAUAGCUUUUAUCGUGUUGCCUAGACUCUCGAGGCAAUUUUGAUAGAAGGUAGGCUCCACUAGUAUCCAGUGACUGGAUGCCUGUUUGGUUUUGCAGACAGAUAUUAUGAGUAGUGCAAGCCGCGAGAACGAUGAUACUAUUAGGGAAAGAAUCGUUCGGCAAUCCAAUGCAGCUAUCAGGAAAUUUUCAAGCCCUGUCAGAGUACCUUUGACCAAGCCACAUGCAGGCCCUAGCCAAGAUGCUGACAGUGUGAAACUCAAAAAACGCUUCCCACAUAGCCAGAAUAAUAUUUUGUGCUAUGGCAGUAAUGUGCCCAAUGUGCCACAAAUAUCUUCACCUUACAUCUCAAAUGCACAGCAUAAUGAUACUGGAAAUUCAGUUAAUAUUAUCAAUGUCAAUGCCAUACCUGGAGGACAGCCAACAUUAGUCAAUGCCAAUCAAGAUUCUCUGGUGCUAGAACAUUGUCCCAGGUGCACUGAAAAGGGUGUUUAUUUAGAUGGUGAAUUUAAAAGAUGUUUAAACUGUGGUAUGUUUAGUCUUACAAGCAGCAAGCGAGAGACCACUCUAAUCCCAGAAACAUUCUACAAUAAGACUGCUGUGAUGCCAUCCUCAGAAAAGGUUGAAGAAACUAGAUUACCAAGUAGUAAUGAUCAAUGGAAAUCUGCCAAAGAGAGUCCAAUGCCAGUAAAAUCUACUCCACGGAGAAGAAGACCAAAGCAAAAACCUAAAGAGAAAGUUUGCUUAACAAUUUCUAGUGAUGAGGAGGAUGGAGGAAAGCACGUGUCUCAGACACAUUCAAGUGAUGAAAAAACAGAGAAAGUUGAAUCUGAAAACAGAAAGGGGUCAAGUAACAUUGAUUCAGAUUGUCCUGAUUCACCAAAUGUCCCACCCAAGUAUAAAAUACCAAAGAUGUCUGAACGGAUGAAACCGCAAGGUGGAAAAAUGACCACUGAUAAUUCUCAAGAAUAUGAUCAGCCAAAUGGAUAUGCUUCCAGACCUCUUCUAUCACUUUGCAGUUUUGAAAAGCAAUUUGAGCUCCCUGUGAAAAGUAUUCACCUUGGCUCUUUGCCUGGUAGAUGCAUAACACCACUUAGUUUACAAAAUAAUACACUUAAGGUGGAGGUUGAAUGCACAUAUGAAGUGACUGAAGGUAAUACCAAGAAAGUCAUGAAUGAAAAGUAUAAGUUAGCUUUGUCUUCAGUGGAGGUGGCCCAGAUAAAUUUGAACUUUGAUAAAGAGCCAUUUAUGAUUUCUGUGAUACCAAGUAAAAGGUAUUCUGAAAUUGUAAAUCAAGCACUAUCCAGAUGUAUCUUAGAUGCGCAAAAUGAAGAUCCUAUUAAACGACAAAUAGUUUUUUUCAUUGAAUGUGAGCAAUCAUUGUUUAAAAGAUUGUUGGAAAAGAAUUUGCAGCCUUUACAACAGAUCGCUAAAGUCUGUGCCUUUUCAGAUCAAGAUUGUGAACAGCUUGUUGCCUGUGUAAAACAGUCUCAAGUGCCAUCUAAGGUCCAUAGAACAAGAAGUGCAACAGCCCAAACUGCAAAAACUGUGAGAAAUGUUAGAACUAUGUUUGUAUACCCAUUACCACCUCAGAAAGGGGGCAUAGCCAUAACAAAUGCAGAUGUUGAGUGCUUGAUGCCAGGGAUUUAUCUCAAUGACACCAUUAUAGAUUUCUAUUUGAAGUAUAUUUAUGAAGAGAAGCUUGACAACAUGCAAAAACAAAAGACAUACAUAUUCAACUCAUACUUUUACACAAGGCUGUCGAAAAAGGCCUUUGUUGCUUCUAAUGAUAUUCAGAACCCUGGCGAACGAAUGCAUGCACAAGUUAGAAAGUGGACAAGAGAUGUAAACUUAUUUGAAAAAGAUUUCAUAAUUAUACCUAUAAAUGAACAUUCACAUUGGUUCCUAGUCGUGAUAUGCUUUCCUUCUGAAGUUAAAGUUGAUGAAGAAUCCACAGCCAAUUCACCAAAUGUAAGUUCAGUUAAUGAAGAAGAUGUACAAGUUGAGAAUCAAGCUAAAGAAAGAAAUGCUAAGGAUAUGGAAGAACAAAUGGAGGUUGAUCAAGAAACAAUUUCUAUUUCAGAAACUGAAAAAUCGUCUACAGAAGGCAAAGAUGAAAAUAACAAAGGCUACGAGUCAAAGGAAAGUGUGCCAGAGCCAAAAGACUGUUCAACAGGGUCCAAAGAUGAUGCAUCAGCAAUAGAAGAGAGAAGAGAUAAGGAAGAGGACAAGAAUGUUGAUGACAGCAAAGAGGUUCCAUCAACAUUUAAGCAACCAUGUAUCUUGAUAUUUGACUCAUUAGUCAGUGGUGGGAGAUCACGAGUGUUUAGCAAUCUGCGACAUUAUUUAACCUUAGAGUGGAAAGAAAAAGUAGGUGGAACAGAGUCAAGUAAAAUUUUUACAAAAAACAACAUCAAAGGGUCUUUCCCUAAAAUACCUCGUCAGAACAAUGACUGUGACUGUGGUAUUUACAUCUUGCAAUUCGCAGAAAGCUUCUUUGAAAGUCCAAUAGUGAAUUAUAAAUUCCCUAUCAAAAAGGAAACUUGGUUCACAAAGUCACAUGUGGAUGGCAAGCGGGAAAGUAUUAAGGGAUUGAUUUUUGAAAUGGAGAAGCAAUUUUUAGAAGGAAAAACAAAUGAAGGAUCAAAAGGGUAGACAAUGUUGUGCUACCCAGUGGAAAUGAAGGCUGUACAGGAUACAGAUUGAUAGCAGAGACUACCAAUGUAUGAUGAUAUUGACUUAUGGAUCUUGUGUCUUGUGCACAAUGAUUGCUUCUCCAAAGUGUCAAAUAACUCAGCAUAUUAUUGUAGUUAUUAAAAGUUUAAUUCUUACAAAAAAUCAUUUCUGAAAGUUGAAAAUAAAAAUGUUCUUUGUCUUGAUAUUGCUGAAAUAUAUGUCCAAUGAAAAAAUGCAGAAGCAACAUUGAGGUCAUACCAAACUUGAUACUUCUCCAGCAGUUAUGACAGUUCUGUAUUUAAGUUUUAAGUGAUUUGUUCUUCCAGUUUUUAGCUUUUUAAAAAUUGUCAAUUGUUGCUACCAACUGAAAUAUGCUUAGUUGUUAAAUCAACUGUUAACUUUAACUUUUUAUCACAUUUUUCUCGUUUUUCAACUGUAACAAGAAACAUGCCAUUCAGAUGUUUCAUUUGUGCUCCUUAGAGCAUCAAAAAGAAAGCGGUUUGAAUCAAUAUUAAUGUUAAAAAUGUUGCGUUUUUCAAUUGUCUUUGUUUUUUUGUUCUCUGAAAUGAUCGUUUUCAUUUAAAAUUGAAGCUGUUUUGAAUCUGAUGAAUUUUCUUACUUGCAAAUUUGCCACAUUUUACCAUCCAUUUUUUUAAUGAGUGAGUCCAACACGCCUAUGUGCAACCACAAAUUUUCACAUUCAAAACAACUGGGUGGUUUUAAAAUGUUUACUUUGUUGGCUUUUGUGCAAAACAACCUGGCAAUUUAUUCAUGAACAUUUAGGCCUGGUCAUUUAGGGCAAAACCAGGGGGUCGAGGAGGGCCAUGCCACCCAUUUUUCUACAGAGCAAAGUAAACUUUUCAAGCAGAAGUAGAAUGUAGUCUACCAUUCUGUUAGCUAUUGUGCUUUAUUUCCUAUUAGCUAUUGUUUCCUUACUAACUAUUUAGAAAUGAAAUAUUUAAAUGGCAUAGAAAAACUAAAACAUGGGUUAUUGAUCGAAAAAGUCGAAUCAAUUCCCAAAUCGUGAUUAUACGUUCACUGUGUGAGUCAGGGCCAACGCCACCAGCGGGGGGAGGGGGGGGGAGCGUAGGGGCCAUGGCCCCCCACUUUUUUGGUAUGCAAAAUAUUUCAAAAAAGGCCCUGUUUUGAGGCACUAACUUCAAUUUCGUCUUAUAUAACUUAGCCCCCCCCCACAUUGAAAUUAGUGGUGUGGGCAUUGAAAUAAGAGUAACAUCUUAUCGAAGGUUAACUGUGCUUAAAUAUUGUUAAUGUAUUAAAUAUCAUUUAUGUAAAAAAGAGUGAUUAAUUUCCAACAAUAAGGAUUAAGAAAAUUCACUAUGGCAAUCAGCUUCAUAAACUAGCUAACACGUUUAUCACAAAAGUAGAAAAUGGAAAACAUGUCUUAGAAUUUUUCUGCUAAAGUUAUUUUAACUGAAUAUGAGUAAACUGCAAAAUUCAGAUUCUACAUAAAGAUUAGUUCAGAAGAUUUUGUCUCUUACUGACUUUGUUAAAGUUCAAGAUUUGUUUGCAUAAUGCAAUGCAACUAUUGUUACAACGCUGUUGCAAAACUAUGUUCCUUGUCACCCCCAAAUAUCUUGCACGACCUUGGAAAAGCCCUCGAUAAAUCUGCAGGAAAAAUAAUCACAAAGCAGACGCACUUUUUUGCAAAACAAUAUGGCUUUUAUCAAUUUCUUUUGCUAAAUUUGUCCGUGCUCCCCCCAAACUUUCCAACCUACAUCGGAGUCCCUAAUAAGUCCUCUUAACAGACCUACAUUAAAUGU